UUUUUUUUUUUUUUUCGUAAUUCAUUCUUUUUCUCUUCUCUUCUGUUCUUUUCUUUAUUUGAUCCCCGUGACAUAUAUAUUUUUUUUUUUUUUUUUUUUUUUUUUGCAUAAAUGAGAUAGAAAAUAAAAAAUUUAAUAAAAAAAAAUAUGACAGCAGACAGAGAUAACCAAGAACCCAAUACACCUAUUGAUGGUGAGACUACUACCGUCCGAACCCAGGCCGCAUUCGUUAACAAACUCUACAAAAUGCUAGAAGAUAACACCAUUCGAAGCCUCAUUUCUUGGUCAGACAGAGGAGAUUUAUUUAGCGUGUCAAACCCAACAUCCUUUUCGAAAUCAGUGUUACCCCAGUACUUUAAGCACAAUAAUUGGCAAAGUUUUGUCCGUCAACUCAACAUGUAUGGCUUCCACAAGGUGAAUGACAUGAUUCAUUCGAACUUGACCUCAGAUAACCAGACUUGGGAAUUCAAACACCCACAUUUCAAAAGAGGAGAAGUAGAAGAGUUACAGAAUAUUAAGAGAAAGAGUACCAAGCCUUCAUUUGCAACAGCCACAUCACCAUCACGUAUACCAUUAACCAGACUUCCUUCAGACAACGAUGAUGAUGUCUAUGGUCCAUUGUAUAAACACAUUCUACAUAUAGAAGAUCGUUUGCAUCAUGUAUCAAAAUCCUAUGAAAUACUAAAGAAUGAAACCAAUUCAUUAAGGACCGUUCUCAACAGACAGCAGCAGACGAUCUCUGAUUUUGCAGUAUUAUUGGGCGAUGUGUUGGAAGGAGAAGAUUGUAAUCUGGGUGUUAACACAUCAUCGAAAAAAGAUAUAAUUCUCUCGAAAUUGAGUGAUUUGCAAAGCCAGUUUGUAAUCGACAAUGUAAGCCAAGAAUCAUUAUCAUCGGGUACGCAACCGAAUAACUCCAAUUCACCUGUAUCUACAAGAUCACUUGAGCAAUUUUUAUCAUCACAACAACAACAGUAUCAAUAUGGGGAUACAUCGUAUUCAAGUCGUCGAUCGUCCGAUGCAAAACAACCAAUUCCACAUGUGAAUCGACGUAUGGGGUUUGGUAAGGAAUCCCAUUUAUUAAAUCCUGAACCAACUAUGAAGAACGAUGAUGAUAAAUUCAUAAAAAAACGACGUACCGAUUAAGCAUUAUAUCCCCCCACUCACCCCCUCUUCUCCUUUCUUUUUUUUUUCAAAACAAACCCUUUUUUUUAUUUUUGCAUUUUUUUCUUUUAUAAUCAUUCAUGUAUUAUGACACAUCUCUCUCUUUUUACUGCCUGUAACCAUGUAAUAUUAUUUCUAUGCUUACUAUGAACUUUUCCCUUUAUAUAAAUACAAGAAAAAAAAAUCUCUCGCUCUUUCUCUCUCCCACACACAUCCACCAUGCAUAUAAACUUUUUUUUUCUCUCUUUUGUCAAUAAUAAUAAUAAUAAAAAAAAGAAGGAGUAAUCC
Messenger RNA from Mucor mucedo, 1449 nucleotides. Its product is annotated as HSF-type DNA-binding-domain-containing protein. The record is from RefSeq and is a predicted model, not a curated record. Bases 148 to 1143 code for a protein of 331 amino acids. Gene Ontology annotation, molecular function: sequence-specific DNA binding; DNA-binding transcription factor activity. Lineage: Eukaryota; Fungi; Mucoromycota; Mucoromycetes; Mucorales; Mucoraceae. Gene Ontology annotation, biological process: regulation of DNA-templated transcription. The transcript is spliced from 8 exons.